Molecule: messenger RNA, 1863 nt
Organism: Torulaspora delbrueckii
Lineage: Eukaryota; Fungi; Ascomycota; Saccharomycetes; Saccharomycetales; Saccharomycetaceae
Gene: AEP3
Product: Aep3p
Exons: 1
Coding region: 1-1863 (620 amino acids)
Molecular function (GO): protein binding
Source: RefSeq, a predicted model, not a curated record
AUGAAUGUGUUGGCUACUCUUAGCCAGGUAUUGUCACGAAAUGGCAUCAAGUCACCACGCUUAAGGCAUGAAAAAUUCAUGCUCAGCAUGUUCGAGACGGCAACAAAGCCAGAUAAGCCCAAGACAGUUGAGGGAGUAAUUGAGAAGGCUAGGAAUUCACUUAAGAAAGUGAAGGAUAGAAAGAAAUGUAUACCCAAGGACAAUAUGAAAGUGGUGGGGAAGGGAUCCAAUUUUCAAAAGAAAGUAGUCAAAGAGUACCUUUCACCUUUACAGGUACAUGAUUUCGCGAGGCACAAUAUCCAGAAUGAUUACGAUAAUAAGAAAGCUACACGGAUGCACCAGAAUGCGAAACUCAUCGAUAAGUCCAAGAAUCGUCAAGAGAUAUUGUUUAGCAACUCAAGGCAGUUUGUGGGUGAUUUAUUAGGCGCUCUGGUAGCCUGUAACCCGAAGCACGUUGAACUGAGCUCCGAUUUUGUUCUGAGGCAGUUUCCAAGAUGGACAAUGAAUGAGGUGCCGCGAAUACCAAACUUUAAUUCCAACCCCCAUCUUUUUGAGGAUUACAUUGGCAUACUAACUCACACAAAAUUUCUUUACAAGAACUCUUCAUCGACUAAUGGUAUAGUGCCGAUGAUUUUACGGAAUUUGAUGCAUCCAGCUAAUCUCAAAACACUUUACCUGAGGACCACUCGAACCUACAAUGAUCUAAUUUACUAUUUUUGUGAAAGGUUUGACUUUGCAUCUUGUCGAGAGAUUUUUGCGCAGAUGAAGAUUGAAGGUGUACCACGAAACACUUUAACAUAUAACCUUAUGCUCCGAAGCGUAUUGAAGAAUUCACAUAUUAGGAAAUCCAAACCGAUUGAUGGUGAAGUUUUAUAUUACCUGAGAAAUAUGGCCAAAAAUCAAAUUGAAGCAGAUGCAGUGACUUGGACCACAUGUUACAACUUCUUGAAUGAAAAUGUGUCGAGAUCAAUCUAUGUGGAAAAAAUGCAAGAGCGAAACGUUCCCGUAACCGAAGCCUUUGUCUACACGGUUCUUCGCAAUGGGACCUAUAGCUCGAAGCAAUGUCUUCAAUUUCUAGCGAGCAACAACGUUCCAUUGAGUUCAAAAAUUUUCAAACUGAGCAUCGAUAGACUUUUACAGGAAGAGAGAGCCAAUGUUGCAUGGUUGUUUUUGGAGCAUACAGUAUUGAAAAGAGAUAAGGACUUUACGAUAGGCACAGAUACGCUUAAUGCAUUCCUUCGACAUUUCGCCAGCAGAGGAAGGCUCGAUAUGGCGAUUACAACAUUUAAUACGUGCGUCCAGGAUUAUCACAUGAGACCGAAUGACCAAACUUUCGAGAUGCUAUUCAAAGCGCUGACCACCAAUGGAUACACCAAGAAUUUUGCACUUAUACUUGACUAUUUCAGGAAAUUGAGGAAAGCACAUAAGCUAGGUGAGCGUAACAACUACUGGUUAGUCAGAGCGAAUGCUAUCUCAAAAUUCAAUGUGCGUCGGCUUGAUACUUUCACCAAGGAGAAAUUCAACGAAGCUAAAGCAUUACUGGAUGGACUGAAGUGGAGUUCAACAUCUGGUGGGUUUACUACAAAGAUCUGGAAGGGAAAUGGGUCUUCUAUUAGAAAGAUUUGCCGAUUACUUGGAUGCGUGCCAACACCACUCAAAAAAGGUUCAACUGUGAAGGUGAAUGCAGCUGCCAGAACAAAGAAAAAGAGAUACCGGAAAAGAAUAAGAUGUAUUGCUAUUCAAAGCGCAAUGCGCAAGAGAGUUCCAUUUGCUAAAGAUUGGUAUGGCUCAUUAAGGCAGGAGUUGGAGCUGAGAAAAGUGAUUGAUACUUCUGAGCAAGUAGAUCAUGGAAGUACGUCGUAG